Molecule: messenger RNA, 903 nt
Organism: Blepharisma stoltei
Lineage: Eukaryota; Ciliophora; Heterotrichea; Heterotrichida; Blepharismidae
Source: the annotation of a GenBank genome assembly
AUGCUUAGAACUAAAAGAUUGCUUGAUUUGCUUAUAAAAAGACUUGAAAAUAAUUUAGCUUUUUCUACAAAUCACACAGUAUCAACAUCAGAGACUAAAAAGACUGAUCCUCCUUCUAUUGAUGAAAUGUUUUUACAAAUAGACAUUCGUGUAGGCCGAAUUAUUGAAUGCUGGAAGCACCCAGAAAGUGAAUCACUUUACUGUGAAAAAAUUGAUAUAGGAGAAGGAGAACCAAGAGAAAUUGGAUCCGGACUGCAAAAGCAUGUUCCUUUAGAAUCCAUGAGCGGACUAGUUUUAGUUGUAGCGAAUCUCAAACCUAGAAAACUUGCAGGAUUCUUAUCAAAUGGAAUGGUUUUAGCUGUUUCUCAAGAAAAUAAAGUUGAUUUACUUACUCUACUUUUAAAUUAGAAGCAAAAUAUCCAAUUUUUGGGUGAAUUAAUAAUUCUUGCUGAUUUAACUUUGAAAUCUAAUUAAUCCCCAUAAUCAAAUUUUUCCUAUAGCUUGCUUAUUUUAAGGGAAAAUGAAUUAAAAUACAAUUCAAAUAACGUUAACACUUUAAAUCUAAAUAUAAAUUAAUUUUUGAAAACUUUACGAUUUACUUUCUCAAAGAUCCUAAAAAAAUUAUAGCCCCUCUUUAUAUGGAACAGAUUAUUUUUCCAAUUUAAGGAGAGAGCUAGACCGCCUCAGACUGCUAUUACUGGCGAAAGAAUUGGAAUUUUUGGAUUAAAAGAUCCUGUACAAGAGCUGAUUUUGCCUACUCUAAACCCGAAGAAAAAAAUUAUGGAGUCUUGUCUGCCUUGACUCAAAACAGAUUCAGAAGGCUAUGCUUGUUUUGGUGACAAAAAAUUGUUAACAUCCCAAGGUCCAAUAGUCAGUCCAUUUAAAAAUUCUCAAAUUUCUUAA